UCCUUAUCUUCUAAAAUGUCUUCCAAGUAGUAGCUCAUGAAUGAUCAUGUAAAUAAUAGCAAUUCAGAUGAUUCCAUAAAGGGGAGUGAUGUGAAUAUUGAUGAAAUUUUAAUCUAACACAAACCAAGAAUUGAUUCAGAGUAAAGUGAAUAUCUAGCAGACAUAGAUGCACUAUAAAACUUGUUUUCUUACAUUACGAAUCCUGUGGCAACAGAACCAGGAUUGAUCUUCGCUACAGAUGCCUUAGCAAAUGACAUUCAAUAGCCUUGUGAUGAUAAUCAAUACAAAUAACAUGUAAUCAAACCUGAUAAAUUGACUACUCUAAGAUCCUAUAAAGCUAUGCUAUUUCUAACAGAUUACCAUAAUCAUUAAAUGAUCAUGUAAAUCAACUAACAUACUAUGCAAAUUGCUUGUAAUUAAUCAAAUCAAUUUAGUUCGCAGUAUAUCUGGGUUUUUUCAAAAUUCAACAUCAAGUGGAAAUUUGACACACAUUAUUGGUCUACUCUAAUUUUAUCUAAAGUAUGAAUUGAAAGAAACUGUCUAUAAUUUUCUCUACUUUUAAUUUCAUCAACAAUUUUUAGAAUAUCUUUGUAAUAAUAAUUUUUAUUCUAUUAGAUAAUCCCCACUAUUUAGAUUUUCUUUUGCGAUUUAUGGAUCCCAAUUAUUCAAAAAUUCCUUAGGAUUUAAGGAAUUAUAUUUGGCAAUUCCUAAAUCGAUAAGGAUAUGUUUCUCUCCUGGUAAGUAAGAUUACAAACAAUGAAAAAGAGGGAGUGUAUCACAAAAGGAGAGAUAUUUCAAAAGAAGCAUAUUAAUUUUUAAAACAUAUCAAUGACUAUAAAUUACAAUUAAUUCAAGACGAUGAUUAAGCUGCCAUCACUUAUUCAAUUAGUAGCAACAUUGAUUAAUAUUUGGGUCCAUUGAUUCCAGGAAAAACUUUGAUGUAAAAUAAGCAGCUUUUAGAGAGAAAAAUGCUGUUAAGUUCAAACCUCAGAAGAAGCUCAGACUUAUCAAGUUUAACUAGAUAAAUCAAUAAAGUUAUUAUUUAAGAAUAUAUUGAUUUAUCUGAAUUAAAUUAAUCAGGAAGAGACAUUGAUAGAUUAUAGGAUGUAGUUUAAUUUUACAGGGAAAUUAGUACUCCUGCAGAGACUCCUACUCUUUAUAAUGUAUACAGACAAGCAUCAGAAGGGAUGAAAGGUUUGUAAUUUGAAUAGAGAUCAUAAAGAUCCCAAGUAACAGAACCUCCCUUAAAUAUUAUUUAAUUACAAAACUCUAUUAGACUUCCAUCUUUAAAUAUUUAACCUCCAAACAUAAUACCAGAAUUAACCACAUCCAAAAAUACUUAGCGUAAACAAAAGUCUAUGACAUUCUCUGAAAACAAUCCAACCUAAUCUGCUAGUAAAAGAUCUGAUCAACCUUAAUAUAUGAGUUUACUGGGUACUAAUGGUAAUUAUUUUCAAUAUUUUAGAUUUUUCAACUGCAAGGUAAAUUAAUUUAACCUAAACACCAACUUCUUAGGCUAAACUGUUUGUUUAUUAUCCAAACUAAGAUAAUAGUGUUGUGGAUACAAUUAUGAAAGAGGAAUAUGCAAAAUAUGAAAUUUAAAAUGAUGAAACAACAUCUUUAAGAAAUAGCAAUCUAUUAAAGAUCAUUGUUUAAUCUAUGCAAAAUUUUGAAUAUCAUUAUGCAUUCGAUGAACUACUAGAUGAUUAGUAUAUCUUGUUAGAAAAACUAUUAAAUCAUUAUUCACUUACACAAACAGCUUUGUUUUAAAGUUCAUAUGAAGAGAAUAGUUCAAAUAAUUGUCAGAUCAUUCUUAUUCAUCUAAUUCAAAGAAUUAAUAAAAAACCCAUGAAUGAAAAAUUAACCAAACUUUAUAUAACAUAUCUACCGAGAAUUUGCAGAAAUUUAACUAAUAUGCAUAAAAUGCAGAAUGAAAAAAACAAUAGAGAAGAAUUCUUUUCUAAUUAAAAUCAUAUUGGAAGUAUACGAAUUUUUAGUACAUAAAUAAUUGACUUAAUUUUAAGUAAUUUCAAAUAGAGAAAUCAUAGAAUUUAUUUAAAACUUAAUGAUACCUCUACAUUUAAUCUAAAUGAAUAAUUUCAUCAAUUACCUAACCCUUUUUAUUAAUAGAUAUUUUAUUCUAUUAUGAAAUAAUUAUGUUUAUUUUCUUAAGAAAAACAAGUUUAAGCUAUAUUAUUUAAAGCCAAUCUAUUAGAAGGAAUCAGUUAAGCAUUUCGUAAAAAUGUAGUCAACAAAGUAAUAGUAAAGUAAGGGAAUGUAGAGGCAUACCUACUUCAUUUAGCUUUGCUGAGUUAAUUAAUUAUUUUAGUUUAUGAAUUGAGGGAUGAUUUAUAAAGCUAUAAAACUUCAUUAUUAAGAUUGUAAUGUUUUCAAAACUUAAAAGAAGUAGUUGAAAUGUUUAAAAAUAAUAAGCUGAUUUAAUAGUAAUCCUUGGAUAUUUAAAAAUACCUUCAGAAAAAAAAAUGA
Paramecium octaurelia is the source of this 2487-nucleotide messenger RNA. The record is from the annotation of a GenBank genome assembly. Lineage: Eukaryota; Ciliophora; Oligohymenophorea; Peniculida; Parameciidae.